AUGGGGACAAACACUUUUACGGAGAACCUCAAAGCUUUCUUCCGUGCCAUUAAGCAAGACAAUGAACUGCAAGGGAAGUACAUGCGUGCUCCAACAAAAGCAGAUGCACAGCGGAUCACAGCUUUGCACGAACGGAAGCAUGGAGUUCCUGGGAUGCUCUGCAGUAUUGACUGUCUCCACGUCUUCUGGAAGAACUGUCCAGUGGCAUGGCAGGGGCAGUUUCGGAAUGGCAAGAACAAGCAUUCCUCCAUCGUCGUGGAAGCUGGGGUAGAUUACAACACCUGGGUUUGGUCUGCAUCGAUCGGUCAUGCUGGAACUCAGAGCGACAUCAAUAUCUGGGAUCAGUCUCCUCUUCACCGAAUGUUCCUUUCGGAUGAGAUGGUGGAGAACAUAGACUUCAGCUUCCAUGUAGAUGGUGAGCAUUUUGAUAUGCUGUGGUGUCUUGUUGAUGGAAUUUAUCCCGCCACAGCUCGCUUUGUGAAGACCAUCAGCUAUCCAAUCGGUCAUGCUGCCAGGAUGUUUGUCGAGUGGCAAGAGGCCUGCAGAAAGGAUUCGGAAAGGACUUUUGGUAUUGUGGUUCGCAAGUUUCAGAUUCUAGCAAGGCCGAUGGAAUACUGGGACUUGGAAGAUGUUAAGAACAUCACUUACGGAUGCUUCGUGAUGCACAACAUGAUGGUGGAGCGUCGUGUGGAGAGGGAAGAGACAGAAGAAGCUGGCAUGUACGAUGUUCUCAGCAGCGCGGAGGACGAUCAAGAAGAAGCCAGAGGAGAUGACUUGGACCAAUUUGUUCGUUUCGCUCACAGGUUUACUCCACAGGCACGAGACAUGGCCUAUCAAAUCCAGCUUGCCAAGGAGCGAUUCACCAAGCUUAAUAACGAUGCACGUCAUGUGAGACUACAGCGGGCUAUCAUGAACCAUGUCGCGGCCAAUUAUAUCGAAGAGAAGAAGAGGCGAUCUCCAUCAUUGUGA
Seminavis robusta is the source of this 969-nucleotide messenger RNA. NCBI's taxonomy places the organism in Eukaryota, Bacillariophyta, Bacillariophyceae, Naviculales, Naviculaceae. The record is from the annotation of a GenBank genome assembly.